AAAAAAAAAAAAAAAAAAAAAAAGAAAGACUUGAUAUAGUCUUUAGUAAUAAAUAUACUUUAAUAGAUAAUCAUAUCAAUAGAAUUAUCCUGCAAAUAAAAAAUACUAAUUCCUUAGAUUCACAAAAAAGGGAAGGCACUCAUUAUCGAUAGGCUUCAAUAAGCAGGACUACUAUAUCACGUGCUAUCGGCUGAAUGAUCUCUACCCAUGUACCUUUCACCAGCCUAAUUUUAUCUCGCAUAAUUAUCUCCUUUUUCUUUCUCUGUCUGCAUCUUUCUUUUUUUUCAUGAUUCACUUUUUUCUCAUCGUGAACCGAUCUUGCAGAACAAGAUUUGCCAAAUAUUACAACAACGAUAAUGAAGAAAAUAGAUCAGCUAAUGAGCUCGAUAUCGUCAGACGGUGUAUUAUAAGAAAGCAGAAUCAGACACUUUUCUUUCCUUGGAACGAUAGUAAAAUAGUCUACCGUGCUUAUGCUUCGUUGUAUUUUAUCAUCAGUUGCGACUCUGAGGAUAACGAGUUUGCCUAUCUUGAACUCAUCCAAACCUUCACAGAAUGCUUGAAUCAAUUUUUUGAUAAUGUGACGGAACUCGAUCUUGUGUUCAACCUUGAAAAGGUCCACAUGCUCCUCGACGAGAUCAUUGUAAAAGGCCUUAUAAUGGAAACCAAUCAAGAAAGAAUCUUGGCUUCCAUGAAUGCACUGUUUUCCAAUCAGAAGAAGAGAUAACCGUUUUUGCCUCGGUUUGGGUUCGCACAAUUGUGCAACCCGCCUAUCUUUUCCUUCCAUAGCACCCUCUGUGUAAUGCUUGCUAAAUUGAGGUUGUUUUUUUUUUGUUUUCUUUUUUUUUUUUGAUUUACC
Messenger RNA from Mycotypha africana, 856 nucleotides. RefSeq names its product AP complex, mu/sigma subunit. Gene Ontology annotation, biological process: intracellular protein transport; vesicle-mediated transport. The record is from RefSeq and is a predicted model, not a curated record. The transcript has 6 exons. Gene Ontology annotation, cellular component: intracellular membrane-bounded organelle; membrane coat. The coding region runs from base 287 to 724 and encodes 145 amino acids. Lineage: Eukaryota; Fungi; Mucoromycota; Mucoromycetes; Mucorales; Mycotyphaceae.